UACAGUGAUGAGUUUCAGUGUGAGGUCGUGAGGAUCUUGAACGGAUUUGGGAAUUUGAACGGAUUGAGUGAACAGUCGAAUCGUUUCAAUUAAUUUUUUUGCAAGGAGAUAUAUCGAAAGUAUCUUGGAAAAGUUUUGUAUGUUUACUUGGAAUUUGUCUCGCGAAUGCAGGAGCCAGAAAUGCGCCUGGAAAAUGAAAACAAACGAAGUUACUUGGUAACAUUUUCAGGCUGAAAGCCAGUUGUUCAUGGAGUAGCGACCAAGCUUUGGGAAUCAUGAGCGCAGGUGUGAAGAAGCCGCCGGUGGCGCCCAAACCCAAGAUCGCUCAGCCGCAGAAGCCGGCGCCCCCGCCCGUCGCCCCGAAACCCGACGUGGCCCCUUCCUGCCCUUCCCCGGCGGCGCUGAAGAAAGCCAAACCGGCCGUCGCCCCCAAGCCGUGCCUCCCGAAGACCCCCUCCGGUCCGGAACCCGGGCCCGCGACCCCGAAGGGCGGGCCUCGAACCUGCGCCCGGGAGAGGAGCCGCAGCUCGGAGAAGCUGGGCGCGCUGAACUCCAGGAACGGGCUGCAGGCGGAGCUCGGCAAGGCCGACUCGGAUUACAUCAUACCGACCUGCGACUGCGGCCGGCGCGCCUGCGCCCACUGCCGACCGGCGGACGGCCGGGAGACCGCGCGGAUCGUCGUCGAGCCGCUGGAGAACCUGCAGAACGGCGGCGGCGUGGACGGGUUUGGGUCGCGGGUCUCGCCGGUUCCCAGGGCUCGAGGGAAGACGGGCAAGAGCCAGGUGGUCAACGCCAGCUUUCUGGAGCAGAAGCUGAAGGAUGUUUGGGUCCAGGCCGUGUCCGCGAACAACUGCCACGCGAAGCACCGGCCCCAGGAGAAGACCCCCGUGCAGAACGGGAGGGCUGGGGCGGUGGAUCGGAACCUGAACCCUGUUCGAAGCGCGGGUGGUUCCGGCGGGUCGCAGUCGCGUCCCGAAAGGUCACGGAGCGACGAGGACAACGGCAACUUUGCCGUCCCUGGUGUCGGUCGAACGGAGGACGUCUCUGGGCCGGCAGAGGUGUCCGUGGACUCCCCAGAGGAAGACGGGGAGGAGGGGCAGUUUGCCGGGUCGCACCCUGCGUUCCGAGUCCCGGCAGCCCCCAGGAAGCCUCUCCCCGUUCCCGCACCACGGAAACCGCGGAAGGCGGCCCUCGUGAGGCAGGACGGCAUGGAGGACGCGCAGGAGGUGGCGGUGCAGGCCGAGGAAAAGGUCCAAGGCCCGUCGGUCGUGAGGAACAGCCCUUUCCUCUCUCCCAAAGUGUUCAUUCACACGCAGAGCGUCACCUACUCCAGAAGCCCUGCAGCCAAUCAGAAUCAUUCCCCGGCGUCCAGGGGGUUUGACGCGAAGGAAGACUCCGCCCUUCCUGUUCCCCCUCCCCGUCAGGAGUCCCUGACGCUCGGUCUGGACAAGCACGCAAACUCUUCCCGCCCGGGUCGCCCGCCGGACGAGGAGGAGGAGGACGAAGGGUUUGCGCGAGUCAGUCGCGCCGUCUCCGAAACCGUCGGCCCCGUCGAGGAAGAGGACGAAGGGGGCUACGGGUUUGCGCGUUACCCCCUCACCAGGAGCCUGCCCAAGCAGAUCAGGCUGAACUGCAGCCUGCCGCUCUCCGUGGCGACCGGCGCGGCCUUCGCGGCGGAGCGGUCGCCGAAGACGGCCCCGAGGAAACCGCAGAGGCACAGCCUGCCGGCGUCGGGGCCGCCGAGGAAGGAGCUGCCCGAGGAGGCCCCGGGGAGGAGGGCCGAGGGCGGCGGCUGCGGGAGGAGUCUGUCCCCCGCCCAGGAGGAGGAGGACGAGGGAAUGUGCACAGAGGAGAGCGACGCCCCCGCAAGAGAGUUCCCGUCGCCCCCCGCGGAAAAAGCGCCGCGGCGGUUCACCCGGACCAUCGCGCCGUUUUUCGGGAAGCAGACGUCGAGGAACGGCAGCCCCGGCGACGCGCGGCGCGAGUCGCCCGGGCCGACCCCGGGGAAGCCGAGGGCCAAGUCCUUCUCGGCGGCCGACCUGCUGCGCGCCGACGGCCAGAAGAGGAGCUCUUUCCGGAAGCUUCUGGAGUUGAAGCUGUCGGUGAAGAUGCUGCCCAAGCUGCUGGCCAAGGGCAGCCAGACUCUGGACUGCACGUCCGUGGUGGAAACGGAGCAGUCCGUGGACGGGGAGUGGGUCCCGGACGACCGGGCGGAGCCGCCCGCCGGCCCGCUGCCCAACGGGGAGUGCGCGACCCCCUACGACCUGCCGGCCGGCCGGCGGAAGAUGUCGUGCCCGCUGAUCGGCCGCGAGCAGAGCGUGGACGGGGACGAGUACGGGCCCGGCGCGGAGUACGAGAACCUGCCGUUCUACGAGGAGAUCCCCGAGUACAUGAACCUGCCCCUGCUUAACGCCACGCACCUGGGCUGGCAGAACUCCUCCAGCCUGGAGGACGGGGACGAGGACAUCUACGAGGAGCAGGCGCCCUACGAUUUUCGGAAGAGGGGCAGCCACGAGGAGGACCAGCCCUCAGGGAGCGAAGCGAUGAUUGACAGCUCCGAAGAGGAGGACGACGACGCCGCGAGCUCCGCCUCCAGCAAGGGCGAACCGGAACCCUCCGGCGACCGCCAGCAUGAAAUCCAAGCGAAAAAGGACAAGGUGGUUCACAUCGCCAAGGAGAUCAUGAGCUCUGAGAAAGUGUUUGUGGAUGUUUUGAAGCUUCUCCACAUCGAUUUUCGGGACGCGGUGGCGAAAGCGUCCCGGCAGAGCGGCAAGCCGGUGGUGGAGGAGCGGGUCCUGAACCAGAUCCUGUACUACCUGCCCCAGCUGUACGAGCUCAACCGGGACCUCCUGCGGGAGCUGGAGGAGAGGGUGGCCCGCUGGGACGAUCAGCAGUGCCUGGCGGACAUCUUUGUGACGAAGGGGCCGUACCUGAAGAUGUACUCCACCUACAUCCGCGAGUUCGACGGGAACGUGGCCCUGCUGGACGAGCAGUGCCGGAAGAACCCGGGCUUCGCCGCCGCCGUGCGCGACUUCGAGAUGAGUCCGCGCUGUGCCAACCUGGCUCUUAAGCACUACCUGCUGAAACCUGUCCAGAGGAUCCCGCAGUACCAGCUACUUCUCACAGAUUAUUUAAAAAAGCUCCCUGAAGACUCCUCGGAUUACAAAGACACGCAAGCUGCUCUCUCCAUAGUGAAGGAGGUGGCCAACCAUGCCAAUGACAUCAUGAAACAGGGGGAUAACUUCCAGAAGCUGAUGCAGAUCCAGUACAGUCUGAACGGGCACCACGAGAUCGUCCAGCCCGGGAGGGUGUUCCUGAAGGAGGGCGUUCUCAAGAAGCUGUCCCGGAAGGUCAUGCAGCCGCGAAUGUUCUUCCUGUUUAACGAUGCUUUGCUGUACACCACCCCAGUCCAGUCGGGCCAGUUUAAACUCAACAACAUGCUGUCCCUGGCAGGGAUGAAGGUGAGCAAGCCCAGCCAGGAGGCGUACCAGAACGAGCUGAACAUCGAGAGCGUUGAGCGCUCCUUCAUUCUGUCCGCCAGUUCUGCCACGGAGCGAGACGAGUGGCUGGAGGCCAUCUCCAGGGCCAUCGAAGACCACACCAGGAAGAAGAUCACCUUCUACCACAGCAAGAGCCAGGAAGAGGCGGGCGGGGUCGGGUUGGACAGCGGGGCCCCCCUGGGCUCCAAGGCCCCCAUUUGGAUCCCGGACCUGCGGGCCACCAUGUGCAUGAUCUGCACCUGCGAGUUCACCCUCACCUGGAGGCGGCAUCACUGCCGGGCCUGCGGCAAGGUGGUGUGCCAGGCCUGCUCCACACACAAGCACUACCUGGAGUACCUGAAGAACCAGCCGGCCCGAGUGUGUGACCACUGCUUCGUGAAGCUCCAGCGCAAGAGUGACCAGGUAGACUCUUCCCCUAGUGGGAGGUCCACUGGGACCUUCUCGUCCGUCCUCAUCAACUCCAGGAAGCAGAAGAAGAUCCCGGCUGCACUGAAAGAGGUAUCGGCGAAUACGGAGAACUCAUCCAUAAGCGGAUACUUGCUAAGGUCAAAGGGCAACAAGAAACAGUGGAAGAAGCUGUGGUUUGUCAUCAAGAACAAAGUUCUGUACACAUACGCCGCCAGCGAGGAUGUAGCAGCGCUGGAGAGCCAGCCGUUGCUCGGGUUCUUCCUCAGGGAAGAGAAGUCGGGGGAGGCGCAGAAACUGCAGUUCAAGCUGUACCACAAAAACACGCUCUUCUACAUCUUCAAGGCUGAGGAUGUACAGACAGCCCGGAGAUGGAUUUAUGCUUUCCAGGAAGCCAUGGUCCUUUGAGUCUCCUUUCCCUCCACCCUCAAGCUCUACACUGAUCCCUCGGUGAAAACCUGUAGUGAUGCAGCAGCCAUCUUGGCUCCUGAGUUUCCUUCUGUCCCAGGAUGGUACUGUAGGACCUAAAAGCCUCAUCGUUCACAGAGGCUUCCCUGUGCCUCCAUAGACCCAAACAUUGAACGUACAGAAAGGGCGUCGACAACGCAAAAAUAACGACCAUCUGUGGGAAUGGAAAAAUGAGCGGUGCGUUGAAUCUUGACCGUCAGGCGUUGCUUCACCACAAGAGGGCGCUGGUGUUGAGGCGCUGCAGUGCAGCAUGUUUUACAGGGAGCCAGAAACGGCCUUGUCCUCGCCACCGCGCCCCCUGGAGCUGGUUACUAAGGAGGCGCUUGCGGCGUGAGACUUGUUGCCGAGGUCAGAGGCGUAAGGAGCGCGCCACGGCCAUGUGGCGUUUGGGGGCGGAGCCACGGUCCCCCUCCGGGCCGCAUUGCACUGCGCGAGAUCUUCAUCUCAACUGUGAAGUCGUCGGAGAGGAAAUGCACUUUCUCCGGCUUUUCCUUGAAUGGAACGUUUUUGUUUUCGUUUUUUUUUUUUUUUUUUUUUAAAGGAAAGUUUUUAAACCUCCUAUUUGAAGUCUAAACCUUUUAUUUUUAAUGUUUUGUUUGGAGGACUUAAAGCAGGACUUUUAAAAAAAUGGAUAAUGCCAUGUACUGGGACAACUGGAAAUGGUUCAUAUGUGUACAGAAAAAUAUGUCCACGUGCAAUAGAGCACAAAGAUAUUUAAGCGUUUGUGUUGGGCGAUACUGCACAAUCAAUACUGUUCACUUCUUGUUACAAUGCCCACUUUAAAUCAGUCUGUGUAGAUCAGUGUAGUCAGUCUAAAUGUUUACAUGUGGUAGAAUUAGAAUUUUGAAUAGUUACUGCAGUUCACAAGUGCUGAAUCGAAGGUGAUUCGUGUUUUAAUGCAUUUUGAGUGGUUUACGGAAACGAAUGAAGUUCUUUUUCAGAGCCAAUGUUCAAGUCUGAAGGGCUCUCUGGAGAACCUGGAAGAUGUCCAAAUUAGAUUCUAUGAAUAGGAUGCCAGCCCAUAGAAAUAUUACCCAUAAUCCAUCUCUUCGUUGCUUUAAAAUUAGCAGAGAGGUAAUGUAUUCCAGUUUGUAAGAUGCCUUUUCUUGUCAUCUGAAGUUUCAUUGCUUUAAAGCACAAUUUGUCAUUGAAAUUGAAUUACUUGUUUGUUUGGGAGCAUUGCAAAUACUUUUUGAGUACUUGCUCUAGGGUUUUCCUGGAACACAAUAUCUUUGCCUACGAGAUGCCUGUAAGGCUUACUGAAUCCCAGUUUGGGUUGCCUCAUUUAGUAUCGUCUUCCGCAAGUCACAGGAAGUGACAGCACAUUUGUCGCAUCCUGUAUCUGAACGGGGUUCUCAGAAAUGUGUAGGGACCACCCCUCAAAUGUUUAUAGCCCACAAUGUUGUUCAAUACACACAGGUCACAGAGGUAUUUAAAUGUUCCUUGGUAUAAACCUAUUUUCCGGCUUUCACAUUGAGUUGGCCUCAAAAACAGAGCAGGGAUGUAAUAAUCCAUGGUUUAUUUAUAUUGAAUUUUAUAAAGUUUACAUUAUAUAUUUGCGUUUAAUUGGUCUGGUCACCAUAGCUUGCACUGCCUUGUUGGAGAAAGGGGUUCAUGGGAAAUGUAGUUUAUUGUAAAGUGAGGGGGGAACACCGGAGGAGCGCCACUGUUUGUUCAGUGUCACAUUUACAGAACUGUUUACGUGUUUCGACAGAUUAAUGUAUAAAGCACAAACUUUAAUUAAAUUGUUUUAAUGUCUUGUGUUUUCUUGA
Molecule: messenger RNA, 6145 nt
Organism: Anguilla anguilla (European eel)
Lineage: Eukaryota; Metazoa; Chordata; Actinopteri; Anguilliformes; Anguillidae
Product: FYVE, RhoGEF and PH domain-containing protein 6-like
Exons: 21
Coding region: 276-4313 (1345 amino acids)
Cellular component (GO): cytoplasm
Molecular function (GO): metal ion binding; guanyl-nucleotide exchange factor activity
Source: RefSeq, a predicted model, not a curated record